This is a messenger RNA of Paramecium octaurelia, 2613 nucleotides long. Lineage: Eukaryota; Ciliophora; Oligohymenophorea; Peniculida; Parameciidae. The record is from the annotation of a GenBank genome assembly.
AUGGAAAGUGUAAAGCAAUUUAGAAGUUUGGAUAGCUAUAAAUUCAAAGAUCUGCUGAUAUGUUUUAAUAGUUUGAUAAUAUUUGCAUAAAUUAUUGAAAAUUUAAUUAAAAGCAGAGGACCAUUUAUAAUGAUUUCUCUGAUAUUUUUGUUGGUGAUGAUAAUAUAUUAGGUAUUAUCCUAUUACUUUAGUUCAAUGAGAACAUAGCUCAUUAUAUAUUGUUAAUAUUUUAUAGUGACAUUAUUCUCUGUGGAAUUACAAAUUGAUACCGAGUUUUUAAUUUUCUAAUAAUUGGCAAUAUUCGAUACUGUGUUUUUCAAUAGAAAUGAAAAAAAAAAAAUAGUGUAAUAUAUGUUGUUUUUGGGAGCAAUGGUUAUUAAUACUUAUGUAUUUGUUCGAGUUGGAUUUCAUAAUUAAGAAAUUACUGAUUUAAUAAAAGCCUUAUGUUCAUCGAUCUUACUGAAAUUAUUAUUGUAUCACUUUAGAUAAGAACAUGAAAAGGAAUGUAAUUAAUUAAAGGAAGCUCAGAAAUUAAAUAAUUAAGAAAUGGAACCAUCAGUCCCUCGAAGCAUCAACUUCGAAUACGAGGCUUAGGAUUCCCAGAAGCUUUUCAAGACAUUUGAUGUAUUACCUGAAGGAAUAAUAAUUCUUGAAAAAAAUACAAAGGAGGAUUUUACAAUUAAAUAUUCAAAUUCUGCAGCCAAAUACCUAGUAGAUUCUGAUGAUCAUGAUCAAAUGUUAUAAGAACUAUUUGAUUUAAAAAGUGCCUCUCAAAAACAGAAAAGCGAAGAACAUCUCUACAAGUACUCAUUCAGCAUUUAAUCCCAGUAGAGUGUGAGAAGAAAUAGUUUUAAGAUAAUACCUAAAUAAUAGUCAUAUUGUAAGUCAGCUUUUAAGAUGUCUUAAUAAUUCAUUUUGGAGAAUCAAUCAAGCUCUUAAAAACAAGAAUUUUUGCUAUAACAGCCUCAAUCAAAUCAUGACUUUUGUCUGCAAUUUCCUCAGGUGUAAAUAGUAUUUCCAAGUGCUUAAGCAAAAAACGACAAUUUGAAUCAUUCCAAUUCUCCUUCAAUUAAUUAUGCAACUUCACAUAAAAAAUCCUUAGAGGAUGCCGACUCCUUUCAUUAUCUCUUGGGAUAGAUUUGGCAAUAAUUGCACACAUUGGUUAGGGAAAAGGUCGUGAAUUACUAAAAUUAACCCCUCUAUUAUAUUCAUGAAAGUAAUGCAUUUGUAACCAACAUCAAAAAAUAAUAGAAAAAACAAUGCUUGGACCUAAAAGUCUUUAGUGCUUUGCAUUACAAUAAGCCUAUGUUGGUAAUAAUCCUCAGAGACGUGAAUCAUAAGGAUUAUAUUAAAGUAUUAAAAGAUUACAAUUCACAAAAAUCGAAGACACUAUCUUUUGUAAGUCAUGAAUUUAGAACUCCCUUAACCUGUAUAAUUUAAAUGCUUGAAGAAGUAAUAGAAAAUAAAGCCAGUUUAAAUUUGGGUGAAUAAUAACUCAUAUAAUCAGCUUUAGAUAACUCUAAAUAUAUUCUUAAUCUCUCAAAUGAUUUAUUAGAUUUGGCAUAGAUUCGAGCAGGCAAGUUUAAGAUUCGGAAUGGCCUUUUUGAUUUAAAGUCACUUCUCAGAGAUUGUCUUAAUAUGUUUGAAAUAUAAGCUAUGAAGAAGAAUAUUUAAUUGAAUUACUAUUAUGAUAAGUCAUUGACAACAGAUAUUUGGAGUGAUUUAAAUAGAAUAAGAUAAAUAACAAUAAAUUUGAUAGGGAACGCCUUAAAAUUCACUUUGGAAGGUUCAAUAACACUGAGAGCCUACUUGGAUGCACCUAAUGAAAUUUGCAUAGAAGUCAAAGACACUGGUGUGGGGAUGAGAGAAGAAGACUAACCUAAGUUAUUCAAAGCAUUUGCUAAGAUUGAAAAUAAAGAGACAAGUUAAAUGAAUGCUUAGGGUGUGGGAUUAGGAUUGUUGAUAAGUAAUUCAAUAGCGACUUAAUUGAAUUCUGAAUAGCGAGGUUUAGGCUUUAGAUCAGUAUAUUAAGAAGGAACAACAUUUUGUUUUUUGGUGACUAACAACAAAUAAACUUAUACAAAUGAGAUAGAAAAUUAUGAAGAUUCUAAAAAAGAAAUAGAUGUAGAUUUGGAAACUAAAUUAAAUGAUUUUAGAAGAUAAUCAAUGACUGAAAAAAAGUUUAUUCUUUAAAAGAAUUUCUGUUCUUGUCCUUAAAUAUUAUUGGUAGAAGACAAUCAUUUUAAUGUUGAUUCAUUUUUACUCAGAUUCAAUCGAACUUUUCAAAAUUUAAUUAAAAUAGAUUAUACAAUCUCUGGGUAAUUGGCUGAAUAAAAAGUAUAAUAACGAUUUUCAAAAUAAUUGCAUAUAUGUCAUCCUUAUAAAUUAAUAUUUAUGGAUGUGGAAUUGCCAAUCUAAAAUGGAAUAGUGACUUCUAAAAACAUUAAGAAUUUUUACAGAACAAUGAAUGUCCCAGUGACAAUAGUUGGAUGCAGUGGAUAUGCUGAAGAAAAGGAGAAAAAAGAAUGUUUAUAAUAUAUGGAUGAUUACAUUGUAAAACCAGCCACUAAAUCUGAAUUGGAAAGAAUAAUGAAUGCUUACUUUUUUAAAUGA